AAGAAAAUUUUUUUUUACCAGAAAGGAUUAAGUUAUGAAUAUCUGGAAUUAUCAAUAAACAAAAGAAAGGAAAAAUUGAGAGAGGGUUGGUAAGUAAACAAAACAAACUGUAACUUUGAAUUGGGUAUCGGAGAAUAAACGCGAAGAAAUCAUAUGAGAUUAGAUUGUUUAAUUAGUAUCGUUACUUUUGUUGAAUGCUAACUUUGUUUAUCAACAAGAACGAGAAAUGAAGAAGGAAGCUGAUAAAGACAAAAUCGAAGACGAUCCGAAACUUUGGGGUGUUUUACUCUUCGGUUUAAUUGGCGCCACCGCCACUACCCUCGUUUUCGGUCAGCUUCGGAAAACUGUUGAAUGGUUCUCUGUUCAGGUAAUUCACUUGCUUCUAUUUUAUUACUUUUUAGUCACAGACCCAUGUAUCGCUUUUGUGCUUGCCCCAUGUCUCGCCUCCUCCUUGACACUAAUUUUGGUUGCAGUUGCCUGCUCUGCUUCCACCAUUUCUGCUGCUCUCCUUGUGUACUCUGUAAAAAAGGUUGAUCUUGGCAGGGAGCGAAUAAGGCGAAUGCAAAACGUGUUUAACAGAGAAAGGAAUAAGUACAAAAGAGGCUACGAAAGCUGGAGGGAACAUGGCGCUGGUGCAUAUCAUCAGCAUUUCCAAAGAGAAGAUUGGUAUUGGAAGGCUGAUACUUCACACAGAGACAGGAGGACUAAUUAUCGAGAAACUCCAAGAGAGAGUGGAAACUAUGCAUUGUCACAUCACUACUCAGUUUUGGGUCUUGACAGGUUUAGGAAAACACCAUAUUCAGAUGCUGAGAUUAAGUCAGCAUUUAGGACAAAGGCAAAGGAGUAUCAUCCUGAUCAGAACCAGGAUAAUAAAGACGUUGCUGAAGCUAAGUUCAAAGAGGUGAUGACUUCAUUUGAGGCAAUAAAACAGGAAAGAAAAAACCACAAUCCGUAAUUGCCAAACACUGCUCUACAUUCCCAGGACUCGGAACAAUGUGAGAAUUUGACACUUAACAGACGUAAGUAACUCGUCUGAGCUGUACAAAGAAAUCUGAUAAUAAUAUUAAAUUGUGGUUAGCAUGACUUCACUGAGUGGCAAUGCCAUUGCCAUAUUUGAACGGCUGCCUGGGAAACAUUCAAGGUUGAAUAUGGAAGCCAUAGGAAGAGAUGGACACCUAAGUGCUGUUUUGAAGAUUUUAUUUUCAGCUUAUCUUAAGAGAUAAGCAUUUGUAUAACAUACAUAAGUGACUGGAAAAACUGAUAAAUAUAACUUAUGAUACGGUCAUAAGUUGUUUUCAAUGUAUUUGUAUAAGUUUCCCAAAAUAGUUCAUAGAAAAUUUAUACAGAUCUUGUAUGAGUAACAUUUCAUAGAAUAAAUAUUUAAUUAAAUUGUUUAUUCAAA
Molecule: messenger RNA, 1402 nt
Organism: Cicer arietinum (chickpea)
Lineage: Eukaryota; Viridiplantae; Streptophyta; Magnoliopsida; Fabales; Fabaceae
Source: RefSeq, a predicted model, not a curated record